Molecule: messenger RNA, 781 nt
Organism: Stegodyphus dumicola
Lineage: Eukaryota; Metazoa; Arthropoda; Arachnida; Araneae; Eresidae
Gene: Cbp80
Product: Nuclear cap-binding protein subunit 1
Biological process (GO): mRNA export from nucleus; nuclear-transcribed mRNA catabolic process, nonsense-mediated decay
Cellular component (GO): nucleus; nuclear cap binding complex
Molecular function (GO): mRNA binding; RNA cap binding; protein binding
Source: RefSeq, a predicted model, not a curated record
AAAAAAUCUGGCAACAUCGCUCUCGUGUUCGUAAUGUUUUGAACCGCUACUGUGGUGUGUAUUGGCAUUUGGUAGCUCUUGUUUUAUUGUUAUAUCCUAAGUACUUGUCAGCACUGUAACUAUGAGUCGAAGACGAAAUUACGACGAUGAUGAUGAAGAUGGUCAUGCACGAAAACGAAGGCGCCUGAGUGCUGAACCAAAAGAAAUUGAAGAUAGACUUGAGUCUCUGAUUAUGCGUGUAGGAGAUAAGAGUACAUCAUCCUUAGAGAGUAAUUUAGAAGGGUUAGCUGGAGUGUUAGAAGCAGAUCUGCCAACUUACAAAACAAAAAUAAUGAGAAUUCUUGGAGAAUGUGUGACAAGGUUACCAGAAAAGACAUCAAUUUAUACUACAUUAGUUGGCCUUCUGAAUGUGAGAAAUUAUAAUUUUGGGGGUGAGUUUGUGGAACUGCUUGUAAAAAGCCUUCGAGAAUCUUUGAAAUCAAGAUAUUUUGAAGAUGCUCGUGUAACUGUAAGAUUUCUUGCAGAUCUAGUAAAUUGUCAUGUAAUAUCAGCCGGUUCAAUGGUUAAUUUUCUUCAGACAUUAGCCGAUGUCAGUGGAGAGACGGGAAUCCCCCAGGUAUGGCAGACUGUGAACUUUUUUUCAACUUCUUUUGUAAAGCUCACAGAGGAAAUGGAAAAAGAUGUACAUAUUGAUGAUGUAGGGAAAGCUAUUAUUAAUGUUAUUUUUGAGAAAUUUUUCAUAGCAACCCCACUUUGUCAAACCUUAUUGCCUUCAAAAAAG